UUAAUUUUUUCAUAGCCAUUCGACUUACACCCAAAUUGUCCAAAUCGUCUUCAAUUGUGAGACCGGAAAUUUUUUCGGUGUACCGUGAAAAGAUUGUUGACUUUUGAACACAAACGUCGUCCCACUAAUCGUCAAAAUGCCGAGAGACUUUAAAGCACCGGUCAACGUAUCGCCACUUAUCAGGUUUGGUCGAUGGAGCUUCCUGUUGUUAGGUGUAACCUAUGGAGCUACUAGACACAGUUAUCUUCAAAAGAAAGAAGAUAGAACUAAGGAAUCCCGCCAUCAAAAGAUUGCUGAAAGAGAAGCUAAGAUUGCUGCAGAAAAGAAGAAAUUUGCUGAAGCUGAAAUUAGUAAUUUGGACGUUAUAUUCAACCCACCAAAGACUGUUGCAUAAAGAACGAACGGCAAACAUUUAGAUUAAAAAUAAUAAAAUAUUGUCUUAUUGAUAUGUUCUGUAUCCUAUAGUACACAUGUUUAUGUUUCCAAUUGUAGUUAUUACACCAGAUAUAAAUUACUUAAAUGUGCAGAUGAAAUUUAUUUGUGUAAGAAAUUUGUGCCGUAAAUACACUUAAAAUACAUGUUUUCUUAGAACUUA
Molecule: messenger RNA, 595 nt
Organism: Rhopalosiphum maidis (corn leaf aphid)
Lineage: Eukaryota; Metazoa; Arthropoda; Insecta; Hemiptera; Aphididae
Gene: ATPsynE
Product: ATP synthase subunit e, mitochondrial
Exons: 3
Coding region: 137-394 (85 amino acids)
Biological process (GO): proton motive force-driven ATP synthesis
Molecular function (GO): proton transmembrane transporter activity
Source: RefSeq, a predicted model, not a curated record